CUCUGUUUGAAAUAAAAAAAAUUACACCACUUUUUUGUUUUAUUUUAUAUCUUUCUUUUAUUUCUUUAUUAAUAUUAUAUGAUGACAUCUCGAAAAUAUGAUCUCGUUGUUUAUGGAGCCACUGGAUUCACUGGUGAAUUGACUUGUGAAUAUAUCAUUGAACAAAAAUACAAGGAUUUGAAAUGGGCUAUAGCUGGUCGUAGUUUGGCCAAGUUGGAAAAAACAAAACAAAACCUGAUAAAGUUGGAUGAAUCUAUCAAGGAUAUUGAUCUUAUUAUUGCUGAUGCAUCUAAUCCUGAAUCUUUGGAUGCUUUUCUUGCUCAAACUAAAGUAGUCCUUAGUACUGUGGGGCCAUUUAUCAAGUAUGGUACUCCUUUGGUAGAAGCUUGUUUACGACAAAAAACACAUUAUGUUGAUAUUACUGGUGAAUACAAUUGGAUAAAAUCUGUGAUUGAAAAGUAUCAUGAAAAAGCUCAACAAGAAAAUAUACUUAUCAUACCUGCAUGUGGAUUUGAUUCUGUUCCAAGUGAUCUUGGUACUUUUAUGGUUGUAGAUUAUCUUGCUCGUCAACAUCAAUUACAUACUGCUGAAGUUAAAACAUCAUUGGUUAAAGUCAAAGGUCGUCCUUCUGGUGGAACUAUUCAAACAUUGAUUGAAUCUCUUAGUGAUAAAUCUUUAUCAUCUACUGAAAACUUGGAUCCUUAUCUUUUAUCUCCUCACAAAGGACAAGAUAAACCUUAUAUUCCUUGGAUGUAUAAAGAUUAUGAUUUUGGUGGAAAAUGGCAAGCUUUCUUCAUCAUGUCAGUCAUCAAUGAAAAAAUUGUACGUAGAUCAUGGUCUCUUUAUACUGAUCGUCCUGGUCAAUCUUAUGGAAAAUUAUUCAAAUAUCGUGAAAGUAUGACACUUCCUUUCCUUCCAGCAUUCCUACUGACAUCUGUCCUAUUAACAAUGAUGCCUAUUGCCACUAUUUUACUCAAAUUUGCUCCAUUCCGUCGUUUUGCACAAAACAUCCUUCCUGCAGGUGGUACUGGUCCAAAUCGUGAAGAAAGAGCCAAAGGACAUUUUCAAUUCGAAUUGAUUGGUACAGGUGAAACUGAACCUUAUGAUCCUCCAGUUCGCGUCCGAGGUGUGGUGAAAGGUUUCUCUGAUCCUGGUUAUGGAGACACUUGUCGUAUGGUGGCCGAAUCUGCGUUAAGUAUUGUUUAUAGUUUGGAUUCUUUACCUGGAAAACAAGGAGGUGUUCUUACUCCAGCUACUGGUCUAGGAAAAGUAUUGAUCGACCGAUUGACUACAAAUGGAGGUAUGGUGUUUGAAGUGAACGAUAUUCCUACUUAAUUAUUUAGCUUUGUCGGCAUAUCAAAUAAAUCCUUUAUACUUUUUUUUUUUGUAUCUUUUCUUUUUUUUUUUUUUUUU
Halteromyces radiatus is the source of this 1413-nucleotide messenger RNA. Its product is annotated as saccharopine dehydrogenase. Bases 79 to 1335 code for a protein of 418 amino acids. NCBI's taxonomy places the organism in Eukaryota, Fungi, Mucoromycota, Mucoromycetes, Mucorales, Cunninghamellaceae. Gene Ontology annotation, cellular component: plasma membrane. The transcript is spliced from 8 exons. Gene Ontology annotation, biological process: glycolipid biosynthetic process. The record is from RefSeq and is a predicted model, not a curated record.